Meloidogyne enterolobii is the source of this 459-nucleotide messenger RNA. The record is from the annotation of a GenBank genome assembly. NCBI's taxonomy places the organism in Eukaryota, Metazoa, Nematoda, Chromadorea, Rhabditida, Meloidogynidae.
AUGCAACAUGAUGAAAUUGUAGCCAUUCUCGGGCAUGAAUUGGGUCAUUGGUGUGAGUACCAUUCAAUGUGGAUGUUUAUUUUUGCUGAGUUGAAUAUGCUUCUUGUAUUUUUUGUUUUUGGUUCUUUACAUCAACAAUCCAAUUUAUAUUUGGCAUUUGGUUUCCUUUCAUCGGCACAACAACCUUCUCUAAUUGGAAUUCUUCUAGUCAGUCAAUAUGUUUUUGCACCUUACAAUGAAUUAAUGUAUUCGGCUGCGUGUUUUAUGAAGCGUCGCUGUGAAUUUGCUGCUGAUGCUUUUGCAGCUCGAUUGGGAUUCGUCUCGCAGCUGAGCACUGGGCUUGUUAAACUGGAAGAGAACAAUUUGUCGAGUCCUAUCAACGAUUGGCUCUACUCUGCUUGCAAAUAUUCGCAUCCUCAGGUUAUUGAAAGAUUAGAAGUACUUAGGAAAUUUAUGUGA